Fusarium subglutinans is the source of this 2088-nucleotide messenger RNA. Its product is annotated as MIS1-C1-tetrahydrofolate synthase precursor mitochondrial. Gene Ontology annotation, biological process: G protein-coupled receptor signaling pathway. Lineage: Eukaryota; Fungi; Ascomycota; Sordariomycetes; Hypocreales; Nectriaceae. The transcript has 3 exons. Bases 1 to 2088 code for a protein of 695 amino acids. Gene Ontology annotation, cellular component: heterotrimeric G-protein complex. Gene Ontology annotation, molecular function: methylenetetrahydrofolate dehydrogenase (NADP+) activity; G protein-coupled receptor binding; G-protein beta/gamma-subunit complex binding. The record is from RefSeq and is a predicted model, not a curated record.
AUGGACGCCUCUGAGCUGCUGACUCUCCCCUCGGUGUACCAGAGCGGCUCCGCACGCCUUCUCACAGGAGACCUGGUCGUACACGACAUUGAGCGAUGGUGUCAUCGAAAAGCCGACAGAAGUGGCCUCAAGCCAGUCAUGGCUGUUUUAUUUUUCAACACGGGGCCUGAUGCAGUGGACUAUGUCAAGAUCAAGGCUCACGUUGCUGCACGGGCCGGCGUUGACUAUUGGGUAUAUGAGAUGCCCGUCGACGCGUCAACAAUAGAAGUCAUGAGCCAAGUCAAGAAGCUAAACAUGAACCCUCAAAUCCACGGCAUCCUCAUACAGCGCCCGCUGCCUGAACAGUUAAAUGAAGCAAAGAUCAUGGGAUAUAUUGAUCCUGUCAAAAACAUUGAAGAAUACGACAAAGGCCAGGUAGACAAUAUUGCUGCGGACGCCUUGAUUCGCUUGUUGGCCAGGUAUGGGCUGCUAGAGUCGGCACAGCAGGCCAAAAUCCAGAUUGCUGGUUUCGGGAACAUCAUCACCAAAGAGUUCAUCAACCAGAUGAAGCGCCAAUUCCCCUACGUGAGCGUAUCUAAAGAUUUCGAUCUUACCCAUGAAGAUAAACACGAAGCUCUACACGAGGAAAUUCAGGCACCACGCGAAACCAUGAUUAUCUCGGAACUGCAUCGCGGACCCGCUUUUAUCAAAGAAUCUAUGGUCAAGCCUGAAGUGAGUGUCUUGGUCGAUCUUGGCUUCUACGUUACAGAAAAGGGCGUCAUCGGCGAUGAGAACAGUUACACAAGUACCUCCGAUAUUGACGACGACAGUCUCAAAUGUCCAAACCCCACUACGAGUCAAGAAGCCGAAAGUCGACGUACCCAGACCGAGAGUAAGCCCGCACGUUGGUGGGAGGGUCUCUGCCCAUCAUCCUCGAAAUCCACGAUAUCUCUAGAGCCACUGAUUUCAGGAGAAGAGGAUCCUCUACAAUUGACCAGCUAUCCUGCCGAGGCGGAAGCGCGGACCCGUGCCAUUGACAGAUAUCUCGCUGCCGAGUCCCAGCGAAGCAAACGGCAACUAAAGAUCAUUCUUUUCGGCGACGAGCACGAGAAGAGUCUUUUCCUGAAACAGACUCGUCUUCUUGAGCUCCCGCUUUCCAAUGACGAACGGGCAAAUGUUAGGGUUGAGGCGAGGCGCUUUGUCGCGUCGAUGUGCCGGGAAUGCUUGCAGAUUGUCGAUGAAUAUGCUUGUAAACCAGAAUCGAUCAAUGCUCAUGCAGUUCUGGGGCGUGUCAAGGACAUUGUGUCGCGCGAAGUACCCGGUGAUCAAGAAACGGUUAAAAGCAUGAUCAGCCUGUAUUGCGAUAAUGAACUGCGGCUCGCGCUUAAGCAGUCUGGCCAUAACCUCGAAGACAUCGAGCGACGAUUCUUGUUUGACCGCUUUCCGCAUAUCCUCACCUGCCCAUGCACUUCAAAUGGCAAUCUGAGCAAUCUCUUGAAGCGAGUCUUUGCCACAGAGUAUGCCCCUACAGAACAUGACUGGUUUCACUUCGACCAGCGCCGUUUGGGGCAAGUUGUCCAAGAGGCUCUUGUCCAUCGAGAUAGCCACACGCUACAACUGUUACAAAUCACGGAUCGGUCAACACAGAGGCGAAAAUGGAUUCACAUUCUGGUGGAUGACGCGGCCUGUCUUGUUUUUAUCUGUAACAUGGCCGUGUAUGACCAGAGCCUACUAGAAGACGAGACCACAAGCAGACUUCACGAAGAUCUCAUGCUGUUUGACUCGCUUGCCAACUCAAGGUGGUUUACGCAAACGCCAUUCUUCGUGAUUUUAUCAAAUGCUUCAGCGUUUAGAAGUAAAAUUCUGCAGUCACCGCUGUCAAAAUGGUUUCCCCAGUUUGAGGGAGGCAGUGACGGAGAUGCAGCGCUCGAGUUUAUGAAAGACCAGUUCCGGGAACUUGCGAAAUCUGAGCAGAAUGUGUAUAUACAUAUUGCAGAUAUUCAUAGCGCAGAUGGCGUGAUGGGUGCCAUUGAGACUAUGGAAAAUACGCAGCUUAGUCAGGUCUUGAAGGAGCUUGGCAUGACUCCUGUUAAGUGUAAAAGUAGCUAA